Molecule: messenger RNA, 150 nt
Organism: Penicilliopsis zonata CBS 506.65
Lineage: Eukaryota; Fungi; Ascomycota; Eurotiomycetes; Eurotiales; Aspergillaceae
Exons: 2
Biological process (GO): translation
Cellular component (GO): cytosolic large ribosomal subunit; ribosome
Molecular function (GO): structural constituent of ribosome
Source: RefSeq, a predicted model, not a curated record
AGCCACAAGAGUUUCCGCACCAAGCAGAAGCUUGCCAAAGCUCAGAAGCAGAACCGUCCCAUCCCCCAGUGGAUUCGUCUCCGCACCGGCAACACCAUCAGAUACAACGCCAAGCGGAGGCACUGGCGCAAGACCCGCCUCGGCAUCUAA